AUGCAAUCCGGCUGCGAUCUACGUAUGAGCCAGAUGAUGGCUAUGUAUGAACCAGAGUUGCAUCCACUCAAAAACGAAUGGGCCUUGUGGCAUUUGGAAAAAGAAGAGAGCAAAGAAUGGGUAGAUUGUUUGAAGGUAUGUUUCUUUUUCAAAAUUAUCUAAAUAAAUAAAUGAUGAAUAAUUUUUAGGUUAUCAGAGAAAUCGAGACAAGCGAAGAUUAUUGGCUUAUGUUCCAUAAUGUUGCUUCCCCUGGAAAUCUCAAAAACGGUUCGGAUUACUGUUUUUUUAAAAAGGUUUGAUUGAAAUCAUUAUGAAUUUUUAGUAGUCUUACCUUGAAUUGAAUUUCUCAGGGUGUCAUACCGAUGUGGGAAGAUAAGCAUAACAAAUUUGGUGGACGUUGGUUGAUUGAAAUUGGUGAAAAAGUGAGACUAUUCUUUAAAAAAAUACCCAAAACUAUUCGUUUUUUUACAGAAAACACCUCAAGAAACAACCCAACAUAUUAAUUUUCAUUGGUACAAAAUGCUUUUUGCGAUGGUUACUGAUAAAUUUGGAGAGUAUGGCAAAAAUAUUUGUGGAGCUGUUGUCAAUAUUCGUCAGGAGAACAACAAAAUUUCCCUCUGGACUUGUGAUGGAAAAAAUGAUGAUGCGAAUCUCAAAAUUGGGGGAAUUUUGAAAACGGAAUUGUCGAUUCCGGAUUCAGCAAUCAUGAAGUGAGUUUAAUGUUUUCUGAACUUUGAUUUACUUUGAUUUUUUUUUCAGAUAUCAACUUCAUGAAAAUUUUUUGAUUGGUAUAAAAUACUAUGCCAGACCACGACUCUUCAUUCCACCUAGAGAAAGAUUCUCGUAUUCGGCAUCUCAAUGUUUCUCACCAAAAUUGUAA
Caenorhabditis angaria is the source of this 880-nucleotide messenger RNA. The record is from the annotation of a GenBank genome assembly. Lineage: Eukaryota; Metazoa; Nematoda; Chromadorea; Rhabditida; Rhabditidae.